AUGGCGGCCUGCGCGGCGGCGCGGCCCGCGCCCUGGAGCGGAGGAGGCGCCUGGGUGGCGGCCUGGAACAGAAUCGCGCCCUGGAGGUGGCAGUGCGCAUCGAAGAGCCGCACGGCGGAGGAGGCGCGCGCCGGAGCCUGGGCGGCCAUGGUAGGGGCGGGGUCGGGGGCCGAGCCCGCACGCUCGCCCCCUGCGCCAAUCGCCGCCUCCCCUGCUCCAAUCGCGGUCGGGGCCAGCGCGUCCCCUGCUGUAGUCGCGCCGAGGGUGGGAGGAGGCGCGAGCAGGGGUCGGGACGCAGCCCUCGCGGACGCGACGGCGGCAGUUCCGGCCGCCCCAGCGCCCGCACCCUCCCCGGCGUCCGCCCUGGCGCCUGCGGCCGCGCCCUGGGCGGCGGCCAGCACGACGGCGGCGUAG
Messenger RNA from Panicum virgatum (switchgrass), 414 nucleotides. Its product is annotated as oleosin-B6-like. NCBI's taxonomy places the organism in Eukaryota, Viridiplantae, Streptophyta, Magnoliopsida, Poales, Poaceae. The transcript has a single exon. The record is from RefSeq and is a predicted model, not a curated record. The coding region runs from base 1 to 414 and encodes 137 amino acids.